Messenger RNA from Effrenium voratum, 1017 nucleotides. NCBI's taxonomy places the organism in Eukaryota, Dinophyceae, Suessiales, Symbiodiniaceae. The record is from the annotation of a GenBank genome assembly.
UGUCCCUUGCCAACCGCAGCGUAUCACGCCAUGGCGGAUGCUGGAGCUGUGGAAGCCGCGGGGGAAGAGGAGCAAGGCGGGUUUUUCUCCAACCCCGCGCGGAUUCUGCUGCAGCUGUUCUUCUUCACCACAGUCAUGAACCUCAUGCAGCGUGGGAAGACUCCGGCGCCCAGCGAAGGCCCCGAGCUGGCCGCCGCCAAGCCCCAGGGCUUCCGCAACUUGUACGGCCUCAACGAGGACUGUGACCUUUUCGUGCACUACAGCUUCCACGAGAAGGCUCCAGCUUCGGAGCUGCUGCUGAACUCCUCCCUCGCCCUGGCAGAAGGCUACCACCGCCUCUGGCGCCACAGCGUGGAGUACGACUCCAACGCGACCGCGGAGUCGGUUUCAGUGGAUGUGGGCCCUCUGCCUGCGAAGGCCCUAGAGCUGGACGGUCCACUGCCGCACCUCCAUGCAACGCUGCUGCGGAGGAGCGCGGUGGUGAUGGUGCAGCAGCAUCAAGAGCUGCCGCCGGAGGAGGUGGUGCAAAGCUCACUGCCCUUGGUGGUCACCCUAAAGGACCUGGACUUCUACUCAGUGCUGGAAGAGGAGCUGGAGAUCCUACGAGCGCUUUGGAUCCCAAUUGGAUCCAUCGAUGUUCCGGACAACUCAGCCAUCUAUGGCGAAGAGCCUGUGCGAUUGGUGCAGCGGAAGACGGAAGAGGAGAACCGGCCUGUGUGCUGCAUUGAAGUGGACCUUGAGCCGAUGACAGACGAAGGCGUGCAGUUGGUGUCGGUGACCUUGCUGCUGAGCGUCCCCAAGGGCUACCCUCUGGAGGCCGUGCCGUUGGUCUCUGUGGAGAAAAGCCGAGGCAUCGGUGACGUUGCGACAGAGGCCAUGAUGGAUGCAGUCGGCGCCUCAGUGUUCGACGGCAGGGAAACCAGCGCCACUUCUCAGGCGAAGAAGGCGGUGACCCAGCACGGGCUCCAGGAGGACGGCUGCCUCGCCCCUCUACUCUCAGAGGCGCGCCGGCUUUGA